Euleptes europaea (tarantolino) is the source of this 2654-nucleotide messenger RNA. It is a transcript of the gene PYGL, whose product is annotated as glycogen phosphorylase L. The coding region runs from base 1 to 2580 and encodes 859 amino acids. The transcript is spliced from 20 exons. Gene Ontology annotation, cellular component: cytoplasm. The record is from RefSeq and is a predicted model, not a curated record. Gene Ontology annotation, molecular function: glycogen phosphorylase activity; pyridoxal phosphate binding. Gene Ontology annotation, biological process: glycogen catabolic process. NCBI's taxonomy places the organism in Eukaryota, Metazoa, Chordata, Lepidosauria, Squamata, Sphaerodactylidae.
AUGUCUCGGCCCCUGACAGACCAGGAGAAGCGGAAGCAGAUCAGCAUCCGGGGCAUCGUCGGGGUGGAGAAUGUGGCCGAGCUGAAGAAGGGCUUCAACCGGCACCUCCACUUCACUCUGGUCAAGGACCGCAAUGUGGCCACCCCCCGAGACUACUACUUUGCCCUGGCGCACACCGUGCGUGAUCACCUGGUGGGCAGAUGGAUCCGCACCCAGCAGUACUACUACGAAAAGGACCCCAAGAGAGUUUACUACCUGUCCUUGGAGUUCUACAUGGGCCGCACUUUGCAGAACACCAUGAUAAACCUGGGAUUGCAGAAUGCCUGCGAUGAGGCGAUUUAUCAGUUAGGGCUGGACAUCGAAGAGCUGGAGGAGAUUGAAGAAGACGCCGGCCUGGGGAACGGCGGUCUGGGCCGGCUUGCUGCCUGCUUCCUAGACUCCAUGGCCACCCUGGGGCUGGCUGCCUAUGGUUACGGGAUACGGUACGAAUACGGCAUCUUCAACCAGAAGAUGAGAGAUGGAUGGCAGUUGGAGGAAGCGGACGACUGGCUGAGACACGGGAACCCGUGGGAGAAGGCCCGUCCGGAAUACAUGCUCCCCAUCCACUUUUACGGAAGAGUGGAGAACACCCAAACCGGCGUGAGAUGGGUCGACACACAGGUGGUCCUGGCCCUGCCUUAUGACACCCCCAUACCUGGCUACAUGAACAACACUGUCAACACAAUGAGGCUGUGGUCCGCUCGAGCUCCCAAUGAUUUCAACCUCCGUGAUUUUAACGUUGGAGAUUACAUUCAGGCGGUUCUGGACCGAAACUUGGCGGAGAACAUUUCUCGUGUCCUCUAUCCCAAUGAUAACUUUUUCGAGGGGAAAGAGCUGCGUCUGAAGCAGGAGUACUUUGUGGUAGCUGCUACCCUGCAGGACAUCAUCCGGCGGUUCAAAGCCUCCAAAUUUGGGAGUACGGAAAGCGUCCGGACGGCUUUCGAUUCUUUUCCUGAUCAGGUCGCGAUCCAGCUGAAUGACACCCACCCUGCGCUGGCUAUUCCAGAACUGAUGAGGGUAUUCUUGGACAUCGAAAGGCUUCCGUGGACGAAGGCCUGGGACAUCACCACACGCACCUUCGCAUACACAAACCACACCGUCCUCCCCGAAGCUCUUGAGCGCUGGCCGGUCGACCUGGUGGAGAAGCUUCUCCCGAGACAUCUGCAGAUCAUCUAUGAAAUAAACCAGCGGCACCUGGAUAGAAUCUCGCUCAUGUUUCCGAAGGACGUUGACCGCAUCCGGCGGAUGUCUCUGAUCGAAGAAGAAGGGGUCAAGCGCAUCAACAUGGCCCAUCUCUGCAUCGUCGGCUCUCAUGCCGUCAACGGGGUGGCAAAGAUCCACUCAGAUAUCAUCAGAACUCAAGUGUUCAAGGACUUUGCAGAGAUUGAGCCCGAGAAGUUUCAGAACAAAACCAAUGGCAUCACUCCCCGGCGCUGGCUCCUCCUUUGCAACCCGGGACUGGCCGAGUUAAUCGCGGAGAAAAUCGGCGAGGACUACGUGAAAGACCUCAGCCAGCUGACGAAGCUGCACAAGUUUGUGCACGAUGAGAUUUUCAUCCGAGAAGUCUCCAAAGUGAAGCAGGAAAACAAGGUCAAGUUUGCCCAGUUCCUGGAGCGGGAAUACAAGGUGAAGAUCAACCCUGCCUCCAUGUUCGAUGUGCAGGUCAAGAGGAUCCACGAGUACAAGCGGCAGCUGAUGAACUGCCUCCACAUCAUCACCAUGUACAACCGCAUCAAGCGAGACCCCAUGAAGUUGUUUGUGCCCAGAACGGUCAUCAUUGGAGGCAAAGCUGCUCCCGGCUAUCACAUGGCGAAAAUGAUCAUCAAGCUGAUCACCGCCGUGGGCCACGUGGUAAACAACGACCCCGUGGUAGGGAACAAGCUGAAGGUCAUCUUCCUGGAGAACUACCGCGUCUCGCUGGCUGAGAAAGUGAUCCCGGCCACAGACUUAUCCGAGCAGAUCUCCACAGCAGGAACCGAAGCGUCUGGCACUGGAAACAUGAAGUUCAUGCUCAAUGGGGCUCUGACCAUUGGGACGAUGGACGGUGCCAAUGUUGAGAUGGCCGAGGAAGCUGGAGAAGAGAACCUCUUUAUCUUUGGCAUGCGAGUGGAGGAUGUGGAGGAGCUGGACAGAAGAGGAUACAAUGCUGAAGACUAUUAUGACCGGAUUCCAGAGCUCAAACAAGCCAUCGAUCAGAUCAGGAGUGGCUUCUUCUCACCAAAACAGCCAGACCUCUUCAAAGAUGUGGUCAACAUGCUGUUCUACCAUGACAGGUUUAAAGUUUUCGCAGACUUUGAAGCUUAUGUCCGGUGUCAAGACAGUGUCAGCCAACUCUACAUGAACUCCAGGGAAUGGACCAAAACAGUCAUCCGAAACAUUGCGGCCUCUGGGAAGUUCUCCAGUGACAGGACCAUCAAGGAGUACGCCAGGGAUAUCUGGGGCAUGGAGCCUUCCGACCUCAAGAUCCCGCCCCCUAACGUGCCCCGGGAUGUGGCCGACGAGCAGAUGGCCAACGACAUGGCCGAAAAGUUACACAUGUGAACCCGAGAGAUGCUUAGCUCUUGUUUGCUUAGCGGCUGUACUGUACAGGGUGGGGAACGCAACCCCCCAGCAAU